GUCGGAAGGGAUUGCUUGUUCAUGAGAACCAAAUCAAAGGCUAACGAGGAUACUACCGUUAUUGCCGUUAUCUGGCUAAAAGAAUAACUGAAAUAAUAGGUAAAUUAAAGGUGUUUUGUUGAUAUGUCAUUACGUUCUACGUGUGUGCUCGUGAUUAUUGAUUAGGUCGCAAACGUAACGUAUAGUGAAAAUUUGCUAACGUUAGCUUGCUAACUUUACUGCAAGGUCUAAUGUCGCUGGGUGAGUAACUACGUUAUUAUAACUUGACUGAGUGCUAGUGAUGCCACUGCUAACGUUAGCAUAAUGUUAUCGGGUUUAGGUCUGCGGUCUCGAGUCUCAGCAUCUCUACACAUCUGAACCGCAGGCUAAUCAAGAUUAACCUAAUGUGCUAGCUAAUCGCCACCUUAUUAUUACUAGCCUUCACAUUGAAUAAGUCGUUUCCUUGUGUCAGAAUGCUAGCAGUUCCCUUUAACUUUCGCGUGUUAACUUCAGAAAUAAUUAAAAUCCAAUAAUUCGCUUGGUAGUGUAAGUUAUAUUCCCGGGCAUAGCAUAGUCUUUUGCGCCCUGACUGGAUUCCAUUUAGGAGACGUUUGGCUCACUGCGCUUGUGCGUGCAGAACCGAUCUGCAGCAAGCCUGCUAGCGUUAGCUAGCAAGCAAUGGAUGGCUGUCAUGCUGGAGCAAGGAAUGGGAUCGUGCCGCCGGUGAGGUCUCAUCUGACACAUGUGAGGAAAAUAAAUCUGUAGAUCUGCGUGUUUGCGAUUGCAUUCUAAAAUGCUGUGGUCAUCAACGAGAACAGUCCACAGCAGUGACCAUAGUCGAUUCAACCCACGCCAGUGAAAAGAUUGCCCCCGUCCCCUUAUGGAUGUGUGUAACCCCAACCGUACAGCCCCGGUGAGUGAGGCUGGGCACCGCCGGGACCUGCCGCCGUGCUCCCGGACCAACGGGUGGAGCUGGCCUCCGCACCCAUUCCAGCUGCUGGCCUGGCUUCUCUACCUCUUCUUUGCUGUGACCGGGUUUGGGGUGUUUGUGCCUCUGCUGCCUUCCCACUGGAUCCCAGCCGGCUACAUUUGUACUGGCAUCAUGUUUGUGUGUCACCUAUUCGUGCACCUGAUGGCGGUGUCCGUGGACCCCGCCGACUACAACGUGCGUGCCAAGAGCUACCAUGGCCCCAUGCCCGUCUUUGACCGCACCAAACAUGCCCACGUCAUCGAGAACUGUCACUGCUACCUCUGCCAAGUGGACGUGGGGCCCAAAUCCAAACACUGCAGUGCCUGUAACAAGUGUGUUGCCAACUUUGACCAUCAUUGCAGAUGGCUCAACAACUGUGUGGGAAGCCGAAACUACUGGCUGUUCCUGAACAGUGUGAUUUCUGCUCUUCUGGGUAUAUCCCUGGUGGUGGUCAUAGCCAGUUACGUCUUCAUUGAGUUCUUCUUGGACCCCUCAAAGCUUCGCACUGAUAAACACUUUCAAGUGAAGAAUGACUCAGUGGUCUGGUUUGUGUUCCUGCCCGUGGCUCCGGUCUCCACAGAGGGCCCUGCCAUCCCUGCCCUGGCUGGGGUCACCAUAGGCCUGGGCCUGCUCUCCAGCCUGCUGCUGGGGCAUCUGCUGUGUUUUCACAUCUACCUCAUGUGGAACCGUCUUAGUACUUACGAGUACAUUGUGAAACAGAGGCAUCGCCAGGGCUCCAGCAUCCAACCAGAUGGGACCAAUGAGGCGGGCCCUCCCAAAAUCAGUCUUAUCAAGGAUGUAACCUACUCGGGGACAUUGGGCUAUACCAACCCGAAUAUGGAUGUAGAAGACCCAGUCGCCAUUGCUGCAGCCCGGGGGGGUCCAGGGUUCCAUGGUAACGGCAGAGUUCCCAGUUCGUCCAGCAGAAUGGUGGAAGAGGAACCGCUACCCACCCUGUCUACUGACAACAGGACAGCACCCCGAAAACAGAAGAAAAAGAAGAAAGUGCACAAAGUACCUGCAGAGGUCAUCAAUGACCGUUCUACUGAGACGUCAGCACCUGACCCCCGAAGUGUAACACCAAUCCCAACGGCCGUGUCCCACCUGUCCAGCUCCCUGAGCCAGCGUCUUCCCCUCCCCGCCUUCCCCCUCCGGGCCUCCCUCCCGCACGCGUCCUCCUCUGGCCUGGGCCCAGUUCUGCCGGGCGGACCCCCGGCUGAGUACCACUCAGACUCUGCAGAGUCUCUGGAGGAGAUUCCCGUGGCGCUGGCGCGGCUGGGCACCGCGGCAACGCCCGGGGUGACGUGUGUGGGCCCGCCCGCCGCCGCGGGGUCGUCUUCCCAGCGUUCCCUAUUCCUCCCGGUCCGCCUGCAUUCCCCCCGCCCCCGGACCGGGAAGAGGCCCUCUGCGCCCGGCGGCCGGAAAGGGGGAGGGGCAGGGGGGGGCCCGAGGUUUGAGAUGGCCGCCCAGCCUACUGUGGUGUAUGUCAGCAGGAGCAGUGGGGAGCCCGGAGGAGCGGCGCCCCGGGAGGACAGGGGCAGCAGAAGGCCGACCAGCAGGAGAACCUUUGAGGAGUCCGGGGCUAGUUCCAGCCAUAGUUCCAGGGCUGGCACCCCACUGGCUUAGGCCAGCUCCCCCAGGACAGGGCACUGCAGCCUGGGCAGACUGACUGACUGACUGGCUGGCUGGAUAUCUAACUGUGGGUGGCUGGUUGACUGGCCAACCGACUGGAUUGUCUUUUUGACUGGCUGCCUAGCUAGCCAAAUGCUGCUUCGGAGACCAGAAGGCAACGGUGAGGCGCGGUGUAGCGCUGAGUCGGGACACAACCUAUGCAAACUAACAAACCCAUCAGAACAGACUGGGGGAAACUGGUCAUCCUGUUCUGGCUGCAAGUGUCUUACCAAAACAGUCACUUCUAUUGGACCGAGACUACGUCCCAAAGAGCACCCUAUUCCCUACAGGGCAAUAGUCAACACACCUUUUCACAUUGAAUACAUUAUCCCAAUGGAAGAAUUGUGAUCUGAAGUCGGCAUGAGUGUGCAGAUUCUUUAUAAUGGGGGUUGUAAAUGUGUUAACAGUCAUGUAGAUGAAAACUCUUAUUAACGGUGAAAAAACUUUUAUCUUGAUAUUAACAAAAGCUGCAUUUUCAAUAAGGGUGUGUUGACUUCUACUUCAUCUGCUCUAGUACACUAAGCCCAGCAGGGAUUCUGGUCAGAAAUAGGGCACUGGGUCUGAAAGGUGCCAUUUGGAACAGAAAUUAUUAUAACCACCACAAUGUAUGUUUCCUGUUUUCACUUACUUGGUUAAAUAAUCCUUUGUACUUUUGUAGCGUUGCACAAAAUAAUCUCCAUUGACACACAGAUUUUUUCAGUGUUCCUAUUGUCCAACCCUGUUUCCAAAAAAGUUAGUACGCUGCGUAAAAUGCAGAAAAACAGAAUGCAAUAAUUAUUUUCUG
Molecule: messenger RNA, 3404 nt
Organism: Esox lucius (northern pike)
Lineage: Eukaryota; Metazoa; Chordata; Actinopteri; Esociformes; Esocidae
Gene: zdhhc1
Product: zinc finger DHHC-type containing 1
Exons: 11
Coding region: 860-2575 (571 amino acids)
Biological process (GO): protein targeting to membrane; peptidyl-L-cysteine S-palmitoylation
Cellular component (GO): Golgi apparatus; endoplasmic reticulum
Molecular function (GO): protein-cysteine S-palmitoyltransferase activity
Source: RefSeq, a predicted model, not a curated record